GUGAAAUUGAAACAAAACUGGUACAAACACAUUUUGUGGUUAACAAUGCGGUUCAGACCAAAUCGAAGAAUAUCACUACUCAUAAUGUUUGUCAUCAUCAUUGCGCACUCAAAACUUAAAAGUAGCGACUCAGUUGAAAAUUUGGAACUCAAGCGCGAAGGCUUCAACAUUGGAGAGUUUGUUUUUCUCUCAUGUGUUCGGUUCUUACAGAACACCCGGCUAUCCAAUGAAUUGGAGACAAGCGUCAAGGAGCGCUGUGAUUUCGUGAGUAAUCAGCUGAAAAGACCGGAUCUGACACCGAUUGACAAGGAGGCUCUUAGUGCUCACAUCAACGAUUGCACCACACUAAUCCGAUCACAUUCCCCCAAUGAGACAACAGCGUACGUGAAAUUGAGGAACUCGAUGCUGAAAGCAAUCUUGUUUUUGACCUCACCCAGCGCCGUGAAUCUUGAAAUGCGGUCCAGGUUGCUGGCCAACCAUGUGAACCUGGCAAUGGAGCAUCUGAGGAAAACUCAAGAUCCUGGAGAUUGCUUGGAGUAUGCGAUUCUCAUUUGUGACCCUACGGAAAGCCACUUACCAAGCAAAUUCGACUCAAGGGUCAAUUUUGCUGUUAUGUGUCUAGCAGGGGCAGUUGCCACCAACCGAAGAUUGCUCCUGAAGAGCCCGGAGAAUUUUCUACUUUUCCAGGACUGGUUCUUGCCAAUUAGUGCCAAUUGUCAAAGCCAAGACAAGAGUUUGCUAGAAUCUUUCAAUGUGACACAUUCUUCGCGUUGGCCAGCUUUGGAAAUGGACAAGCCGGUUAUUAUGACUCCCAAAUCGUCGGCUAAUCCUGGUAUAAAAAGUUCCAGGUUUCCUCCCAAUGUUCCACCAGAAAUAGGGCGUUGGGAAGAUAUCCAGAAACUGACGGGGGAUCCAUCUAUGUGGUACAUGGGAGUCCUUGCCACGUUCUUGACCCGUCUGCAAUAUGAUGUUUGGCAUAAGUUUGUAGACAAGGCUAGAUCUCUGGGUAUUCCAAUCGAGGCUAAGAAGCCGUACUCAUAUCCAAGUCUUUACAUCAAAGAUAGCAAUCAGACCACCAAACCAGCAAGCGUUCUCAAGUUCAUGGCCGAGGUGGAAACGUUUUAUCUAAAGAAACGCAUUCAGAAUGCUCAAUCAGUGGAAGGUCAAAAAGUCAUACUUGCUCUAAAUAACUCCCAAGUUAUAUCAGAGAGCUAUUCAAGAUCACAAAAACCGCGCAAGCACAGACGAGCUUUUGUUUCUAGAAGGCGACGUCAUCCGGUCUUUGACGGUUCAAGAGCACCAAGAAAAAAUAUCUCGGGUUGAAAAUUCCAUGGCCAAGUCACUUGCGUUUGGAUUUCAUUUGCACACCAAAGCGUUUGGCUCAUUCCCGGAAUUUAAAGUGAUUCGAAUUCACCACGAAUAACUGGAACGCUCAGAUUAUCAGAGUUACUUUUUAACUUUAUUGCGACUCUUGGUCAUGUCAGAUUGUAAAAUGUAUAAAACUGUAUGUAUAAAUAUCAUAUACAAAAAUCGAUUAAUAAAAGAAUAAAAUGGUCAAGACUGAUAAAAUAGUUGACUAGAGUGUGGUAUCACAGUGAGUUUGACUAGUAUUACUCCUUAAUAAUGCCU
This is a messenger RNA of Tigriopus californicus, 1629 nucleotides long. RefSeq lists its product as uncharacterized. The coding region runs from base 46 to 1323 and encodes 425 amino acids. Lineage: Eukaryota; Metazoa; Arthropoda; Copepoda; Harpacticoida; Harpacticidae. Gene Ontology annotation, biological process: protein N-linked glycosylation. The record is from RefSeq and is a predicted model, not a curated record. The transcript has 2 exons. Gene Ontology annotation, molecular function: alpha-(1->6)-fucosyltransferase activity.